This is a messenger RNA of Leptosomus discolor (cuckoo roller), 1242 nucleotides long. It is a transcript of the gene PPM1K, whose product is annotated as protein phosphatase, Mg2+/Mn2+ dependent 1K. The record is from RefSeq and is a predicted model, not a curated record. Gene Ontology annotation, molecular function: protein serine/threonine phosphatase activity; cation binding. Lineage: Eukaryota; Metazoa; Chordata; Aves; Leptosomiformes; Leptosomidae. Gene Ontology annotation, biological process: protein dephosphorylation.
GAAGACAUUCCAGCAGCUGCAUAUCUUUUAUUCCUGAUCUUUUAUUCCUACGAAUCUCUGUGAAGACAAGUUAUGUCAACAGCUACUUUAAUUAAUUUGGUACGAAACGGAGGGUAUCAAGUACGAAGGAGAGCCGUGCUGACGUCCCGCCUCUUGCAAGACGAGAAGCGUCCGACAGCCGCUUGCUACAGCUCCACCUCCGAGCGCCGUGCUUCGCGCUUCGAUUCAGACGGCAGCGGACGACCUACCACAUGGGAUACCUUUGGCAUCUGGGACAAUCGCAUUGAUGAACCUAUUCUCCUCCCACCAAGCAUAAAGUAUGGGAAGCCGAUUCCAAAAGUCAGCCUGGCCAAUGUGGGCUGUGCUAGCCAUAUUGGGAAGCGUAAGGAAAAUGAAGACCGGUUUGAUUAUGCUCAGCUGACGGAGGAUGUCCUGUACUUUGCGGUAUACGACGGACAUGGCGGGGCAGCCGCAGCAGACUUCUGUGAUAAGUACAUGGAAAAAUAUAUUAAAGAAUUUCUUGCUGAGGAGGAGAACUUGGAAAAUGUUUUGAACAAAGCUUUUCUAGAAAUAAACAAAGCAUAUGAAAGGCACGCUCAUCUGUCUGCUGAUGCAACUCUGAUGAACUCUGGGACCACUGCAACAGUGGCUCUGCUCCGGGACGGUAUUGAGCUGGUUGUGGCAAGUGUGGGAGACAGUCGUGCUCUACUGUGUCGAAAGGGAAAGGCCAUGAAACUCACCAUUGACCAUACUCCAGAAAGAAAGGAGGAGAAGGAAAGGAUUAGGAAGUGCGGUGGCUUCGUUGCCUGGAACAGUUUGGGACAACCUCAUGUGAAUGGUAGACUUGCAAUGACACGGAGCAUAGGAGAUUUGGAUCUUAAAAACAGUGGUGUGAUAGCCCAGCCAGAAACAAAACGGGUUCAGUUGCAUCAUGCAGAUGACAGCUUCCUCGUCCUUACUACAGACGGUAUUAACUUCAUGGUGAACAGUCAGGAGAUCUGUGACUUCAUUAACCAUCCUGCUGAAGCUGCCCACGUUGUUACUGAGCAGGCAAUGCAAUUUGGCACUGAAGACAACAGCACGGUUGUCAUAGUGCCGUUUGGAGCGUGGGGAAAGUACAAAAAUGGUGAGAUCAACUUCUCCUUCAGCCGCAGUUUUGCUUCCAGCGGGAGGUGGGCGUGAAGACCUGCCACAGCUAUCUUUUCCUGCCGUGAUCUGGACACAGCGUGCUACAGGAGAACA